This is a messenger RNA of Paramuricea clavata, 1613 nucleotides long. The record is from the annotation of a GenBank genome assembly. Lineage: Eukaryota; Metazoa; Cnidaria; Anthozoa; Malacalcyonacea; Plexauridae.
AUGUUAAUUCUGUUAUUGGAAGAUGAAGUAUUGCUGAUACAGCAAAGUUCGAGGUCAGGACAGAAAAGAAAAAUUGCUCUUCUGAUAUCGGGACGCAUGGCUUCAGAGAAGAAAUUGGUGUCACUCAUACUAAUUGUGAUGUUACGAGAAGCCAUUUGCUGCCAAGAAUUAGAUGAAUAUAAUCAUAGAAAUGCCUGUCCUCCUUAUUCAAGACACGACAGCGCAUGUACGAUCGCAAGUUUCUUACAAGCAUAUAGAAACUGCGUGAACAGUUGUUGUAAGUACUAUGUGUCUACAUAUGCCAGACUUUGCAGUAGUAUACAAUAUAAAAAUAUUUAUUUAGAAUUAAGUUUUAUCUAGUUAAUUAAGGAGGUUCUUCAUAUACAGGAAUGACGUUAAGCAAGCGACGCAAGCCUAUAAGCUCGCACUCGUUGUGGGUAGGUCUAGCAAAAACCGAUUUUCCAAGAUCCAUACAUUUCCGAAGUCAUAUCUCUGGUGCAAUACAUGCUAUUUGCACUAAUUAAAAAUACCACAGUUUCAUUCAGCGUUUGAAGACCUUUCUACAAAGCCAAUUUCGUUCGUUUACAAUGAAAUGCAAGCGAUUUAAUUCCCUUCUAAAACUCAAGUAUAUGUACAAGAAAGAAAACUUAAUCAUAUAUUCGAUUGUUUAAAGUGUAAUAUAUUAUUUUAUAUUCAAUAUAUUUUCACCAUAUUCGUUAUGUAACAUCUUUGUGUCGGUUCGUCUCGUGCUUGGCGACAUAUAGGCGCCCGAGUCCGUCCGAACUUUCCGGCCGAAAUCUCCGUGGUGCAUGUAUACUAUAUCGGAUUUUAAGCCCCUGUAAGAGAUUUCGGAUGUCGUAUUCUAAGCCUUAUGUGCCAUUUUUUAAAGAAUGUGUGUCAACCGGCAUACACUGCGCGCUUUUUGUUUAUAUUAUUGUUCACGCUUGUUAUCAAAUUUAAAAAUGUCCUGCUGGCCUAUUUCACAUUCCCUUUUACCUGCCUGCACUCUCCUCCGCAUAGUCAAUUAUAUAGGAUUGUAGAGAUGAUGUAGGGAUAGUAGAGGACAUUUAGUGGUGCGCGACAGGGGGUGAGACCGAUGACGUUCUGACUAACAAUUACGUAAUUUGUUUCCCAAGUAAUAUUACGUAAUUUUACUAAACUGAUUCGCAAGGCUCUGCGGAGGAGAGUGACCUGCCUGUGUAUACAGACUGCACUAUGUAAAUUGUAUUACAGCAUAAUAGCCUGUACACAGGUUCUCUAAAUAAGACGCCGGAGCUUGUCGUGUGAAAACUUGUCAUAAAAAACUUGCUCGUCUGUAACCGGUUUAAACAUCAUUUUUCAUUUCAUUUUCCACCACAGCGGCAAUUGAAACAUAUUUCUUCUACACCCCAAUUUGUGGUUCAGCGCAAGAAGCAUUCAUUGAAUCGACCAAUAACUGGUAUUGGCUGGUAACCACAGGCUGUGUUUCUGCGCUGGUUUGUGGAAUAAUGAUAGCUUGGUAUUUCAAACCAGCAGCAAAGUCACCUGCUCAGUCACACGACGAAAACCUUGUGGAAAUCAGAAUGCCGAUUCAGGAAGAAUAUCAAGACCGACAAACUGUUAUCGAAAAGAAA